This is a messenger RNA of Phytophthora sojae, 825 nucleotides long. RefSeq lists its product as hypothetical. The record is from RefSeq and is a predicted model, not a curated record. Lineage: Eukaryota; Oomycota; Peronosporomycetes; Peronosporales; Peronosporaceae. The transcript has a single exon. Bases 1 to 825 code for a protein of 274 amino acids.
AUGGUGUUCAUCUCGCUGGAAGACGUCGUCGGUGCGAGCGAUUUCGCCGCUGCAGCGAAGCAGUCGGCCCAGUUCGAACUGCCCAAGCCGACCACCAGCGUCGUGGUGACCCCGGGCUCUCCGGCGAAGCAGCAGAACACGCCCCUCGCCCGCGCAGGAUUCUUCCACUUGGCCUCGACGCAGCGGGCGUCUUCGUCGCAGCUAUUCUUCGUUCUCUACGUCUCGGACAGCGUCAUGCGCCAGAAGUGGGUGCUCAGCAAAACCUCAGCCGACCACGCGCAACUCCGCAAAGGCAUCCGUCGCAUCGGGAGCAGCGGAUGCAAGGACUCGGAGUGCUGCGGCGCAUUGCGGCGACUCAUCAAGGGCACUCCAAACCUCAGCACACGCCGGGUAUGGAGCUCGAGCAGCACCGGCACUCAGUACGACCAGUGCAGCGCCUUCCAGGCGUUCGUGAACGAUUUGGUGCACGCUGUCCUCACGCGCGACACCUCUUGCGAGAACAUGCAGCGGACGCGCCACCUUCUGGAGGACUUCCUGGAGAUCGCUCACCACCGCGCGAUCGCGGUGGACCGAGUGCUAUACCAUGAGAAUCCAGCCUCGCCACCGACGCCAGUGGCCCUGGAGUCCUGCCAAGCUGGACAAGACUGCGGGGGUGCGAGCGACGACAGUUCGGAGUGCCCGAUCUGCUGCGGAGAUCUGGCCGACGACCAAACGCUGCGACUUCCGUGCGGUCACAACUACCACGCUGGGUGCGUGCGCGUGUGGUUGAACCUUCAGCACACGUGCCCAGUGUGUCGUCUUGACAUGAGCGCCAUCUCGUGCUAG